GUGUCCACACAAAUGGAACCACAAAAUCUAACAAGUGUCUCAGACUUCUUCCUCCUGGGCCUCUCAGAGGAUCCAGACCUGCAGCCCUUCCUCCUUGGGCUGUUCCUGUCCAUGUACCUGGUCACCAUGCUGGGGAACCUGCUCAUCAUCCUGGCUGUCACCUCUGACUCCCACCUCCACACCCCAAUGUACUUCUUCCUCUCCAUCCUGUCAUUGGCUGACAUGGGCUUCAUCUCCACCACUGUCCCCAGGAUGAUUGUGAACAUCCAGACUCACAGCAGAGUCAUCUCCUAUGUGGGCUGCCUGACGCAGAUGUCUUUUUUCAUCCUUUUUGGACAUAUGGAUGGUACUCUUCUGACUGUGAUGGCCUAUGACAGGUUUGUGGCCAUCUGUCACCCACUGCACUACCCAGGCAUCAUGAGCCCACGCCUCUGUUGCUUCUUAGUUUGGGUGUCUGUUUUUGUUAGUCUUUUGGACUCUCAGCUGCACAAUUUGCUUGUCCUACAAGUUGCCUGCUUUAAGGAUGUGGAAAUUUCAAACUUCUUCUGUCACCCUUCUCAACUCCUCAAACUUGCCUGUUUUGACACUUUCACCAACACCAUUAUUGUGUAUUGUGUUGGCACCAUCUCUGGUUUUCUCCCUAUCUCAGGGAUCUUUUUCUCUUACUAUAAAAUUGUUUCAUCAGUUUUGAGAGUCUCCUCAUCAGCUGGGAAGUAUAAAGCCUUUUCCACCUGUGGCUCCCAUCUGUCAGUUGUUUGCUUAUUUUAUGGAACAGCUAUUGAUGGUUACCUUGGAUCAGCAUUGUCGCCAUCUCCCAAGAAGGAUGUGGAAACCUCAGUGAUGUACACCGUGGUCACCCCCAUGCUGAACCCCUUCAUCUACAGCCUGAGGAACAGGGACAUAAAGAGGGCUCUAUGGAGGAUCCUUCGCAGAACAACUUAA
Messenger RNA from Sus scrofa (pig), 942 nucleotides. The record is from RefSeq and is a predicted model, not a curated record. Lineage: Eukaryota; Metazoa; Chordata; Mammalia; Artiodactyla; Suidae.